Papaver somniferum (opium poppy) is the source of this 1366-nucleotide messenger RNA. Its product is annotated as zinc finger CCCH domain-containing protein 62-like. The record is from RefSeq and is a predicted model, not a curated record. Lineage: Eukaryota; Viridiplantae; Streptophyta; Magnoliopsida; Ranunculales; Papaveraceae. The transcript has 6 exons. Bases 135 to 752 code for a protein of 205 amino acids.
AAAUAUACUAAUUCAUUUCUCUCUGUUUAUAGAAACUAGAAAUCCUUCAAAAAGAUAGACAGAGAGAACAACUAAAUCAUUAAUCUUAAUCCUUAUUUGAUUAAAAAAAUUUGAAGGAGGAAAAAAACCGUUCAAUGGAGAAGAUUUAUCAGACACUAUCAGUGAGUGAUGAUGAAGAAAACUAUGGCGAAGAAGAAGAAGGAGAAUCAUCAGGAAGUGAAGAAAUUUCUGCUAAUGAUGAUUCAGAAGAAGACCCAACAUUCGAUGUUCUUGAAGAAACACGAUUGAGUUUAUCCAGACUCUCAUUGAAGAAAACCAAAUCACGUAUUUCAACGGUUAUUGAAUCUGGAAAUGAUGAAGAAAAACUAGAUGAUGUAGAGGUUAAAAUACCUGAACUUAAUGCGAAAGAUGCUAAAAGUUAUGAAACUAUAGAGAAGAUUGUUGCUGGUGGUCAGGUGGAGAAAUUGAAAGUGGAGCAAUGUAAAGUUUAUUUGAGGAAGAAUGGAUUGCGAUUAACAGGGAAGAAAGACGUUCUUAUCGAUCGGAUUAAGGAACAUCUUGGGAUCAUAAAUGGCGGUGGAGAAGUGAAGUAUCCUGCAUCUAGCUUUGUGUACAACUGCAAAGGUGAUGCUUGCACUGGAGAUGUUGUAAUGUUCGAGCAAAAUGUUUAUGAAAUGUAUAACAUAGCUUCUAGGAGUGUGCCACUGGCCGCCCUCCCUGUGGUACAAGAACCGUUGCGGGUCGUAUUGUGAAGGAAAGCUAUGGUUCAGCCAAACAGCAACACACAUUUACGGUGAGCUAGAAUUUGUUAAAGGUGCGUCUUUUCGGAAGGCAUUUGAGUUUACUCAAGGACCAAAUUUGGUGCCUUUUGGGAACAGAUUCUUGUCCCUAGUUUUCAGUCACCAUUCUCCUUUCAAUACUCCUUUGAUUUCCCAUUUUUAAACAUGAGUUUUUACAUAUAAAGCACAAUUUAGUUUGAUGUUCUUGGUUGUUUGAAGUGUUGCAUCAACCAAGAAGGAGAUUGUUGUAUCUUGGGAAACGAACGUCAAUUAAUCAUACGGCAUCAUUAUGGGGGUGUAAUUAUUUUAAGGACAUAGAGAAUCUCUAGCCUCAAUCCAGCGUUUGCUAUUUCUAUCUCUUAUUCUCUCUGUCCUUAUAUUUCUCUUUUACUUUACUGUGAAUGAAUGCUUGAAUUUCUCUGAGAAUUGUGUUUGCUUUGUAUUCUUAUAGUAUAUAUGCAGUUGGGUAUUGUUUAGAAUACACCCAUGAUAACUAUGGAAUACUUUGUUGUUGAUAGUGCAAUAGCAAUCAUUGCACAUUUCUGUUGCAUAUAAGGUGUUUGAUAGAAUGCCACUAUGAAAUAGUU